ACUACCAUGUGCUGUAGGUUUGCUGUUAGGGAGAAAUAGAUGCAUGGUACAUCAGAAUCAUCUCUUUUUUCUAACUGAACACAAGCUGCUGCGAUCUUUUGCUACAGAAUCGCUUCAGCGUGGCGUUGCUUUUCUCUUUACGGCACUCCUGUUUUUAUGGCAGUAAAUCAGAUUACUAGUUAAAGCUGAACUUUUCCUUCGAUUUACUUGGAAUCAAAGAAUGAGGUCUCUUCUCCUCACAUUGUGUUGCUUCUCAGUUAUGCGACUAGAUGCCUCAGAGGUUCUGGAAGCCAGCGGCCAUGUUGGAGGAAAUGUCUCCAUCCAGUGUUUUCGAAACUGGUCUCCAGUCAACAUUUCAGAGCUCCACAGUGUGCAUUUCUGCAAAGAUGUCUGCUCUGUUGAAAACACCAUCAUUCAGAUGGAGAUGACGAGCUCUGCUGUGACAAGGAAUGGGAAAUACAGCAUGGAGCUGGAUAGAGGAGACGGGGUCUUUACUGUGAAAAUAAACCAGCUGAGAAAAGCCGAUGCAGGGAGUUAUCUCUGUGGAAUGAGGAGACUCUUUAAUGUCACGUACCAGGAAGUUAGUCUAAAAGUGGUAGAUGUGUCUUGGUCUCUCAAAGCUUCCAUUGUUCCUGCUGGAUCCCCUCCAUCCCCUAAUGCCACCCAGCAGAUGCAACUAAACACUCCCAGAGGCAGCUUUCCAUCAAGCACCGAAGCAUCUAAAGUGACAGUCAAGCUGACACCUUCAGAGAGGAAGAGAAGACAGAAAGAAGCAAACAACUUUACAGACAUGAUGGUAGUCAUAAUCGUCUCUGGAAGCCUGGCUUUUCUGGUUUGUGCCAUCAUCCCUCUUAUAUUCUACAGACACUGGCGGAUUAUGGCAGGUCAGAACAAACUGACAGCAAACAAAAACAAGGAUGCCUGCUGUCAGGAAAACGUAGAGACUGCUUCCACUCAGGUUUCAGUGGGGGUUCAGAUAUCAGAAGAAGAGGAUCAUCUAGAAUCUGGUGCAGAUGAUAAUCUUCAGUACACUGCGGUUUCCGAGGGUCUGGAUCCCAAAACCCUCGAAUGAACAGGAAUUACUCGGUCUCUGUGCAGCUUUUUAUUGUGAAAGCCGCUCAUUUUAUUUUCAGUAAAAUAAUAAACUCUCUGUGAAUCUCUGUGAAUAUUUCUGUUUUCCACAUGUUGCUGGUAUUGUAGACUUUGCAUAGUGGUAGCUGAGCCAUAGAACCUUUUGAGAACUACACAUAGAAGCAUACUACACAGUACAUAUGUAUAUACUGUAUAUUGCUUGAAAUGAAAGUACCACCAUUACACACUGAUUCAAGCAAGGUUGCUAAAAGGACCAGCAGAGGGCACCACAAGCGUGUGAUAUAAUUUAGCCUAUCUGCUUUAAAAUAUAAUCAAAUAAGAAAUGUAGUUAACUGUGGAACCAUAUAAUUCAAACAGUUAAACAUAACUAUUUAGAAACUUUGACUGCCAUGCCAGGAAAGAUGCUUCUAUCAGAUUCACCAGGUUCUGAAGUUUAAAUCUAACAAAAUAAAUGGAACGUUGACAAUCA
Girardinichthys multiradiatus is the source of this 1561-nucleotide messenger RNA. Its product is annotated as CMRF35-like molecule 8. The coding region runs from base 221 to 1072 and encodes 283 amino acids. The transcript is spliced from 6 exons. Gene Ontology annotation, cellular component: plasma membrane. The record is from RefSeq and is a predicted model, not a curated record. Gene Ontology annotation, molecular function: transmembrane signaling receptor activity. NCBI's taxonomy places the organism in Eukaryota, Metazoa, Chordata, Actinopteri, Cyprinodontiformes, Goodeidae.